UCUCAGAAAGGAUUUCCCUUCUUUUCCCCCUUCGUCUUCUGUUUUUGUACAGACAUCAGGUGCCGUGGAGGGGACAGCAGUUGUUCGGUAUAAUUUCCAAAACGAGACUCCCACAGAAACGACUAAGUUCUCACUCCAUCUUGAGGAGACAGACAGGCUCCCUGUUCACCGUCUUGCAGCUCAGGCACUGUUGCAAGAACUAGAAGAGGCCAAGGAGGAGGUGGAGGAAAAGCGGCGCCUGGCACUAGAGACAAGCCUGAGCUCCGGGGUGGUGUGUUCCCAGACAGCCUACGUGGGUGUGAACACAGAGCUGGGCAAGCCGGUCCAAGGGCCCCUCCUCCACCGAGAUGUCCCCCUUGCAGGUUUCUGUUUGUCAUCAAGAUUGAUGUCCUGUGCAAUGCCAUCACCACUUUCAAAUUCAGUGCCAUUCUUCGGCUCUGCAGGUCCAGCAGGUGGCUAUAGAAGAAGACAGCCAAAAACUGGGGGAGGAGUAUUCUCUACACAGGGAUGUGAUUUUUCAGCAGCCAUGAGCAGCAUGUCGCCGAGGUUCAAGAUGGGUAAUUCCUCCCGAGAGUCAGAACCUUCCAGCCCUAAGGAGGAAGAGUCGCCUCUUUUGAAGUUGGUAUCCCUGCAGAAUGCAGAUGGUUCCUGGCCUCACGGGUCUGCCCUAGCCAGGAUCCUAGGUCUGAGCGAGUCUGUGAUCUCAGACAAAGCACUAGCCAAUGUGGACCCAAACAUAUGGGCAACGGUGCUGGCUAUUCUCUGGCUUCAUUUGACUGCUGCAGAGCAGAAAGAUGAGUGGGAGCUGCUGGAAGGAAAAGCUGUCCAUUGGCUCCAAGUGAAUGCAGGAGCUAAGCUGGCUGAGUGUGUGAAGGCUGGUAAUGCAGUCCUGGGAAGUAGUGUGAGCCCCCAGGUUUUUGGGCUUUGAGUUCAUGGGGUUAUCCUACGCCUGAAACAGAAAUGUCCACUUUUGUUACUGCUGAAAUAUUAUCUGCUGCCUCCCCACAGGGGCACCAUUAGUCCUCCUUUAGAAGGUAUCAGCGUCUUGCUUGCAAGCUUGCUAAGUUCUAAUACAUUUCAGUAUGUUCUAUUGGUGCAUUAUUAGCCAAGCACUCCAUGUAUAAAUUCAGAUUUAUUGUGAAAUAGAUACAGAUAUAUUUUAAAAGUAAAUUGGCAAGG
Molecule: messenger RNA, 1179 nt
Organism: Candoia aspera
Lineage: Eukaryota; Metazoa; Chordata; Lepidosauria; Squamata; Candoiidae
Product: von Willebrand factor A domain-containing protein 5A-like
Exons: 7
Coding region: 386-928 (180 amino acids)
Source: RefSeq, a predicted model, not a curated record